Molecule: messenger RNA, 4460 nt
Organism: Empidonax traillii (willow flycatcher)
Lineage: Eukaryota; Metazoa; Chordata; Aves; Passeriformes; Tyrannidae
Gene: SESN3
Product: sestrin 3
Exons: 10
Coding region: 40-1527 (495 amino acids)
Biological process (GO): cellular response to L-leucine; regulation of response to reactive oxygen species; negative regulation of TORC1 signaling
Cellular component (GO): nucleus
Molecular function (GO): oxidoreductase activity, acting on peroxide as acceptor; L-leucine binding
Source: RefSeq, a predicted model, not a curated record
CGUCCUGCGCCUCCCGUCCCGCCCGGCCUCACCGCCACCAUGAACCGCCUCGGCUCCGGGCCGGUGGGCAGCGCCGCCGCCGCUGCCGCCGGGCAGUACCGGGUGUGCGGCAACUGCCGGAAGGUGCCGAGACAGGAAAAGAGAGUACAAGUCUCCCCGCCACUGACAAGAGGACCAAGUGCCUUUAUACCAGAGAAUGAAGUUAUGCAAGCAAACGGUUUGGAUGAACGUACUAAUCUUCUUGUGGAAGAAUAUUCUACGUCUGGUCGCCUGGACAACAUCACACAGGUCAUGAGUAUCCACACUCAGUACCUGGAGUCUUUCCUCCGCAGCCAGUUCUAUAUGCUGCGCAUGGAUGGGCCCCUUCCUUUGCCCUACAGGCACUACAUUGCUAUAAUGGCUGCUGCCAGACAUCAGUGUUCCUACCUAAUUAAUAUGCACGUUGAUGAGUUUCUGAAGACUGGUGGGAUUGCAGAGUGGUUGAACGGCUUGGAAUACAUUCCCCAAAGACUGAAAAAUCUGAAUGAAAUAAACAAACUCCUUGCACACCGGCCCUGGCUAAUCACAAAAGAGCACAUUCAGAAACUUGUCAAGACUGGGGAAAAUAAUUGGUCUCUUCCUGAACUGGUGCAUGCUGUUGUCCUGUUGGCACAUUAUCAUGCCUUGGCAAGUUUUGUAUUUGGUAGUGGCAUUAAUCCAGAGAGAGAUCCGGAAACAUCUAAUGGAGUCAGACUUAUAGCAGUCAACAACUUCUGUGUCUGUGAUCUUGCCAAUGACAACAACAUAGAAAAUGCAUCCCUCACAAGUAGCAACUUUGGGAAUGUCAUGGUGUUUUUGCAGAUUGCAGAUUCUUUAAGUGAGCUGGAGGCCUUGAUGGAAAGGAUGAAGAGACUACAAGAAGAUAAAGAGGACGAAGAAGCCUCUCAGGAAGAAAUGGCAACUCGCUUUGAAAAGGAGAAGAAGGAGAGUCUGCUAGUUAUUAGUGGAGCAUUUGACGAUGAAAUAGUUUCUACAGAUGUCUCCCGUUAUAUUGAAGAUCCUGGGUUUGGGUACAAAGACUUUGCAAGGCGAGGAGAAGACCAUCUGCCAACAUUCAGAGCUCAGGACUAUACUUGGGAGAAUCAUGGCUUUUCCCUUGUAAACAGGCUUUAUUCUGAUAUUGGGCAUCUUCUGGACGAGAAGUUUCGAAUGGUAUAUAACCUCACAUAUAACACUAUGGCAACGCAUGAAGAUGUUGAUACAACGACGCUAAGAAGAGCUUUAUUUAACUAUGUCCACUGUAUGUAUGGAAUCAGGUAUGAUGACUAUGAUUAUGGGGAAGUUAAUCAGCUACUUGAACGCAGCCUGAAGGUUUACAUAAAGACAGUGACCUGCUACCCAGAGAGAACUACCAAGCGCAUGUACGAUAGUUACUGGCGUCAGUUCAAGCACUCGGAGAAGGUUCAUGUCAAUCUACUUCUAAUGGAAGCUCGGAUGCAAGCCGAACUUCUGUAUGCCCUUCGUGCCAUAACUCGUCACUUAACCUGAAGGAUUCGCUGGGCAGGAGUAAAGGAGUUUUUACUGAGUAUGUAAAGACCUUUUGAAAUAGAUACACACCAGAAGCUGUUUGUGAUGUAGCAUCAGGUUAUUCAAUUCUCUAGUGUCAAAGUUUAGCCGUGCUUCUUGGCGGCUGUAAUGUGCAAUGACGUGUUUUAUUUUCUUGAUGCUUAACAUUACUAAUGAUAACAAAAGUAACACUGAGGAGCACUACUCUGCAUUGUUUCCGCCUGGAUUUCUGCGCAGUGGUCAGGAUCCUGAAACUGUUUUUAUUAUAUCCAAUCCUAGCGCUUUGUUCUUUAGGCACUGGAGUGCUUAGAGACUUCUUUUUUCCAAGCAAUCAUUUUUCAGAUUAGUGGAGUCCAGCAGAAGAUCAGUUCUGCCUGUCCUGAGAGCGUACCACCAUGCCGUGACUCGUGACAGAGAUGCACAGGCUGUGUUGCAUUGAAAUGCCCACUGGAUUCUUCUGUGUCUCCCGGAGACUGCUGCCAGUCACUGUCUUACUACAGCAAUUGGAGGUGAUGCGAGAUGUGGAUGCAAACAUCGAGCACACUUUAAUGUGAAAUUAAUCUUGAUAAAUCCUACAGCAUGCUACUGAAGUGCGAAAUUCAUCUGCUUUGUCAUGCCCCUUCCCAAGAGAAGAGGCCUCACGAUUUGCCAUUUCAGUCACACUUACUGUGUUCCAACCAUGCAUAACCUUGUUUUACUGACAGUCACCCUCAGUCAUCCUGGCAAUAUCCAUGCUCAUCACAUGUUGCAAUUUUUUUAGUUGGCACCUAUAAAAUUAAUACGCAGGCUGACCAAAAAUAGGGUUGUGGGGUUUUUUGCACUCUCUCCUUUAUCAAUGUUGUAACUAAGGAAAGUAAAGAAAGGCUAGCAUAUCUGUUCUUUCAUAUUGGAUGUAUAGAAAUUUACUUCCCAUAACUUUUUCAUAGCAUAAAAUUGUAAUAUUCAAAGUUUAAAAAGUUUCUAUGCAUUAGUGUGAGUGAACAAAAGAAAAGUGCAAUAUUUAAAAAGAAAGCAAGCUUUUUUCCCUGACAUGCCACUGCUAAAGUGUCCUUCUUAUAUAGCCAUAAAGAAAUUUUAAAACCAAAUUUCUUUAUUGUCUAAGGCCUAGCAGUUUUGUUUUAGCUUUUAUGGCUUAAGACAACCUGAUACUGAGAUGCCAAAGCAUCCCCAAAACAAAGCAUUUUUGGACAACCAGUAAUAUUGGGGAAGGGAAGAAAUAAGCUGCCAAAAAUGUCACACUUUUGUGCUGGGUUUUGUUGCUUUUGACUAAUUUUUAAGAGCACAAAAUGUUGAUAUUUAUAGCUUUAUCUUGUAUUGCAUUAAUGAACCAGUGAAGUGCCUAAAGAGAUGCUUAAAUUUACCCAGUAGAACACAAGUUGUCACUGCUUCAACUUUUGUCUGUUGGUUUGGACUUUUCAUAUUUCUUUUCAAGAGGGUGACCUUUAUUUCUGUGGCGUACAUUCUAAACUAACUAGACAGGUUUGUUUUUAAUGUUCCAUUGGAUUGUAGAAAUUAAUACAGAUUUUUUUUCAUUGGUGAUUGCAGAAUAGUAAAAAAAAUACUACCAGUCAUAUUUUGACACUUUUCAUUUACAAAAUCAUGGACCAGUACUCUACUAAAGUUAGUUUUCUCUUUUCUUCCCUUUUAUGAUCCUUGCUGUGACUUCGCAUGUUGGUUUUUCUGCUUUAUCUGUCUGUUCCAGAUUGGAAAGCUAAAUGAUUGUACACUUUUCUGCACUUUCAGACUGCAUGUGAAAACGUUUUGAGGAAGAAAUCAGUAAUUAAUUUUUUUAAUGUCAUGUUGGCUAUUUAGAAAACUACCCAACAGGCAGCAUCAGACUGUCUUCUAAGAGAGAGCAUUGGGUAGAACAUAGAUUUAUUUAUCUUGUAUAGCUAACUGCAAAGAUUUCUCAGAAUUAUUGAGAUGUUCAUAUGUAUGAACUUAGAUUAACAUUCUAAGUUGUUAUGAUUCUUUUUCCUCCCUCUUGUGAUUGUAGUGGCCAUACCUAAUGGCUUUUGUGCAUAAAACAGUUCUGCUGAGAGAAGUUUUCAUGCAAUACUUUUGCUUUUUUCAAGUGAUGUGAACUGUUCAGUACUAUUUUAAAUUCCUUUGUUUUGAAAAGUCAAGUAGUUCUCAAGAAGCACAGCUGAGCUUCUGGAAAAGAGGUGAAACUAGAUUUGGAUAAUUAACAUGAUGGCUUAGUUUCCCUUCAGAAAUGCAAAGACUUCUUGGGUAGGUUGAGUUUUACAUUUGGAAUCAUGAGUGCCUUUACUUCUUUCAUUAUGAAAUAUACUUGCCAGCUCAAAUGCAUUCUGAGCAAAGUACAUGAGCAGAUUUGAAACACAGAAACCAUAAAUGGAUCUCUUAAUAAAAUUUGUAGUAAACCAGUGUUUUGUUUUUUUUAAAAUGCCAUAUCAAGUCACAUAUGGCCUGCAAGACAUUCCAUCAUAGGAAAUGUCAUUGUACAACUAGUUUGAUAUUUCAAAUUUUUUUUUUUUUUGUAAUCUUAAAUGCAAACUUGAAACAUCUGGAAAUGUUUUCCACGUGGCAUUUUUUUUCCAAAGUAUUGCAUUUACAGUGCAACAAUUUAUAGCCUAGUUUUUAUAAUCAAAUUUUGGAUUUUUAUUAGAUGUUUGUUCAGAAUAGGUGUUUAAAGUCAGACAGUGCUACCAUACUCUUUAUGCACGCUUUGGGUUCACACUGUGCCAAAUGUUAAUGUGCAAGUGUUCUUGGUUUUUCUCUUUUUGCAUUUUUAAGCACUCGUGAAUGUGAAUCUUCACACUUUGUUCAUUAAUAUUUUUCUUAAGAGUACGGUAAUCAUUGGAAGCGUAGACACUCUCCCUCUGUGUUCCUUUAUUGAAACUGGUAAUUUCCAGCAUUAAUGUUAGUCUACAAAAUCCCAGCCAUGACCAACA